AUGUGGCGAUCGUUAGCCAAAUACGCACGUCAGCAAAUUGUGCAGUCAGAAUCAUCUCAAGUCGAAUCCAUUCUUGAAUUAUGGUAUUUGAGGCUGUUAGCGUUAACGAAGCUAGGUCUCUGUCAGCUUGCUUCUGCCGAAUUUGAAAAACUUGGUGAUUUUGAACGGCCGGAAUUAUGUGAUCCAAAUACCCAAGAAUCACUUGUACCCUUCGAACUACGUGUGCUAUUCGCUACACUACCGGUGCACUUAAAAUAUCCCACUGUCGCUUUAGAAAGGAUCACGUUACUGAUUGUAUAUUGCAAAAGAAUGCAAAUAAAGAAGAAUAAGGCAACUAGCAGCAAUAGCAAUAAAGGAGAUAAUGGGGACAUUUGGGAGCAGCGCGAACUACAGAUGUAUUUGGUGUUAGCAACGCAUUUGGUACAUAUGAAAGACUUUACAGCGGCAGCAGAGGUGCUGAGUAGAGUUUCGAAAAGAGCUCCUGAUGACUUGGACAUAUUAUACAGUUUAGGGCAAUUGUAUCUCCAAAUGGGUGAUUUAAAAUCGGCUAGCAAAGUAUUCCAACAGGCCCAAAACAAGUAUAAUAAUGCUAGCAAUAACGAUGAACAGAUGGGUUCUUCUUCAGAAAUGAAAGCGACAGAUAUCAAUAAAACAUUCGAGUCGAUAGCACAAGGAAAUUGGUCUAAAGCGCGGGAUAGUUUGGAAACAAUGAACCAACAUAAUGAUAAUCCUACGAUGGUCAAUAAUCUGGCCGUAUGCGAGCUUUAUUUGGGUAAUUUGAGUAAGGCUAUCAAAAUAAUCGAAGAUUUGAUAUUGAAGCAUCCGGCUUCUGCUGGCAUUUGCGAAACUACACUCAUGAACCUUUGCACACUAUAUGAAUUGCGUUACGAAAACUCGAACCAAAAGAAACUUGAAUUACUGAAACAGGUAGCUGCUUGGGUUGGUGACUCUUUUCAACCUACUUGUUUGAAAUUACAAUAA
Molecule: messenger RNA, 981 nt
Organism: Mycotypha africana
Lineage: Eukaryota; Fungi; Mucoromycota; Mucoromycetes; Mucorales; Mycotyphaceae
Exons: 3
Coding region: 1-981 (326 amino acids)
Cellular component (GO): Golgi apparatus; TRAPP complex
Molecular function (GO): protein binding
Source: RefSeq, a predicted model, not a curated record